This is a messenger RNA of Ilex paraguariensis (yerba mate), 987 nucleotides long. The record is from the annotation of a GenBank genome assembly. NCBI's taxonomy places the organism in Eukaryota, Viridiplantae, Streptophyta, Magnoliopsida, Aquifoliales, Aquifoliaceae.
AUGAGAGGAAUACAACUGUCGUUAAAUCAAACGCAGAAGCCAAGGCUAGAGAGGGCAUUGGAGCGGUUGGAAUCAUUGUCGUCGAAGUCCAACCCUAAUGCUUCCGUCACCGUCGCCGACACCAUCCCCGUCAACUAUGAAGACGGAGUUCUCAAGGGGCACGGGACGUCCGAGCUCGAUGGCCAGGUGGUUGCGACGUUGUGUGGAGUGGUUGAGCGUGUCAACAAGCUCGUCUACGUUCGUGCUUUGAGGGCCAGGUAUAAGCCUGAAGUUGGGGAUAUCAUAGUAGGCCGCGUUAUGGAGGUUGCUCCCAAGCGCUGGAGAUUGGAGAUAAAUUUUAGCCAAGAUGCAGUAUUGAUGCUUUCUUCAAUGAACUUGCCGGAUGGCGUCCAGAGGCGGCGAACUGCAGUUGAUGAACUCAACAUGCGCACCAUUUUUGAAGAGAAUGAUGUGAUUUGUGCUGAAGUUCGUGGUUUUCAGCAUGAUGGCAGCUUACACCUGCAAGCAAGAAGCCAAAAGUAUGGAAAGCUUGAGAGAGGUCAGUUGCUCACAAUUUCCCCUUAUCUGGUGAAGAGACGGAAACAACAUUUCCACCACCUAGAGCAGUAUGGAAUUGACUUGGUACUUGGAUGUAACGGGUUCAUCUGGGUUGGUGAACAUGUUGAAGCUAAAGAUGACAUGGUAGAGGAUCAAGCAAACAAAUCUGAGCAACAGAAUUCCAAAUCCACAAGUUCACCGAAUCUUGAAGAACAAGAACAAACUUACACACCACUGGAGAUUAGGCAAAAUAUAUGCAGAACGGCAAAUGCAGUCAGAGUAUUGUCCAAUUUAGGCUUCAAUAUUACUGUAGAAGCGAUCAUGGAGACAGUUAACUUGAGCAGCACUCUGAAUCUCGAUAUACAUGAGAUGCUUGGAGCAGAGUUCUGUGUUCUGACUGCUGAGAGAGAAGCAGAACGUCGAAGCAUGUUGACCAAAAGGAAAGGGUAA